AAGGCAGGAAGGCAGAGAGCGCACCUGGGAGGAGGCAGUGGGAGCGUGGAGGGUGGGGGGCCGGGCUCGGCCUGGAGCCUUCGGGGUGGGCAUCCUGGGCAGGGCGAGUGGCCGAGGUGUAGAGGGGGGAGGAUGCGCCUCUCCAAAACGCUUGUCGACAUGGACAUGGCUGACUACAGUGCUGCGCUGGACCCGGCCUACACCACCCUGGAAUUUGAGAACGUGCAGGUGUUGACGAUGGGCAAUGACACAUCCCCAUCAGAAGGUGCCAACCUGAACACGACCAACAACCUGGGCGUCAGUGCCCUGUGUGCCAUCUGUGGGGACCGGGCCACAGGCAAACACUACGGCGCCUCGAGCUGUGAUGGCUGCAAGGGCUUCUUCCGGAGGAGCGUGAGGAAGAACCACAUGUACUCCUGCAGAUUUAGUCGGCAGUGCGUGGUGGACAAAGACAAGAGGAACCAGUGCCGCUACUGCAGGCUCAAGAAGUGCUUCCGGGCUGGCAUGAAGAAGGAAGCCGUCCAAAAUGAGCGGGACCGGAUCAGCACUCGCAGGUCAAGCUAUGAGGACAGCAGCCUGCCCUCCAUCAAUGCGCUCCUUCAGGCCGAGGUCCUGUCCCAGCAGAUCACCUCCCCUGUCUCCGGGAUCAAUGGAGACAUUCGGGCCAAGAAGAUCGCCAGCAUCGCAGACGUGUGCGAGUCCAUGAAGGAGCAGCUACUGGUGCUUGUCGAGUGGGCCAAGUACAUCCCGGCUUUCUGCGAGCUCCCUCUGGACGACCAGGUGGCCCUGCUCAGGGCCCAUGCCGGCGAGCACCUGCUGCUCGGAGCCACCAAGCGAUCCAUGGUGUUCAAGGACGUUCUGCUGCUAGGCAAUGACUACAUCGUCCCACGGCACUGCCCGGAGCUGGCGGAAAUGAGCCGGGUGUCCAUGCGCAUCCUGGACGAGCUGGUGCUGCCUUUCCAGGAGCUGCAGAUCGAUGACAACGAGUACGCCUGCCUCAAAGCCAUCAUCUUCUUUGACCCAGAUGCCAAGGGGUUGAGUGACCCAGGCAAGAUCAAGCGUCUGCGGUCCCAGGUGCAGGUGAGCCUAGAAGACUACAUCAACGACCGCCAGUACGACUCGCGUGGCCGCUUCGGCGAGCUGCUGCUGCUGCUGCCCACCCUGCAGAGCAUCACCUGGCAGAUGAUCGAGCAGAUCCAGUUUAUCAAGCUCUUCGGCAUGGCCAAGAUCGACAACCUGCUGCAGGAAAUGCUGCUGGGAGGGUCCUCCAGUGAUGCAACUCAUGCCCAUCACCCUCUGCACCCUCACCUGAUGCAGGAACACAUGGGCACCAACGUCAUCGUUGCCAACACGAUGCCUGCUCACCUCAGCAAUGGACAGAUGUGUGAGUGGCCCCGACCCAGGGGGCAGGCAGCCACCCCUGAGACACCACAGCCCUCACCGCCAGGUGGCUCAGGGUCUGAGCCCUACAAGCUCCUGCCAGGAGCCAUCGCCACAAUUGUCAAGCCCCCCUCUGCCAUCCCCCAGCUGACCAUCACCAAGCAAGAAGUCAUCUAGCAAGCUGCUGGGGGUCAGGGGCUCUGCUGGCCCCACAGCCCCCUCAGAAAGUCCCUGGUGGUCACUUGGUCACCACGAAGAUGACAACAGGGCCAGUCCCAGAGCAGUAAUGGAAAGGGCAAAGAGCCCAGGAACUUGGGCUGCAGGCCACAUCCCAUUGCCACCCUCCACACCUGCUCUGGAUGAUGGGGCUUUAACUUGGGGAGACCCCAGCUGGAAAAUCCUCUGCCGCCUUGGACAACUUUUCUCUUGCUGAAGCCACUGCCUUCCCCUUCAUCCAUAUCUACCCCCAAGUUCUUCACCCCCCAAGGACUGCUGACUGGAGACAACAUGGGACCUGGCUUUAACACAGCUCCCCUCCCCUCAGACUGGUACUUCUCUCCUAGAGCUGUCAUAGUGUCCAGUCACAGAGGGCCCUGUGAGGCUGGGUCGGAUUGUGACCCCUUAGUCUUCUCUGUUCUGCUGCCUCAGCCUCCAGCGCCCCUCUCCACUGCCACAGUCACCUUCCUCUGCCCUUUUAGUGUCUCCAAAGCCACCUCUCCAGAGGCUGAGGAAGACUUGGAAACAAUGUCCCCAGUCAUUCUGGGAACACUUUUAAAGCACUGUCUGGGGCUAGGCACAGUGUAGGAGAUUGUUGAGAAGGAAGACACAUUCCUUCUCUGACCCACAGCUCAUCCCUUCUUCAGGGACUUGGGUGGGACCCUUGGGUGGAUCCCUUGGGACGGAGUCAUGAUCUCCACAGGCUCUCAACAAUGAGAGAACAGUCCGAGGUGGACAACUGCAGCAGGAACUUGGAGGGGAGGCCGGAGUGGUCAGAGAAAGCAUCCAGGUAGAGGCAGACGAUGCACCGGGCCCUUAAGGAAGGGUUGGAUUUUGCUGGUGGAGCAGGUGAGACAGGACAUUCCAAGGGAGGGCAAAGAGCUGGGUAAAGCCUGGAGGUUAGAAGGGCAUCGGGGGGAGGGCUGCCUGGAGCAGAGUUGUCAUGCCAGAUAGUGUGGGAGCCUUGAAUGCCAGACUGGGGCAUUGAGACCUGGGUUCCUAGGCCAUGAGUAGCUGGAGGGGGGGUGUGCAGUGAAUUGAGCUUUCAGAAGCUCAAGACAAUGAUCCUACAGAGGCUGGAAGUUUUGGAGGAAGCAGGGAGAUCAGAUGGGGGCAGCUAAUGUAAUCCAGGUGAGACAGAGAUGAGGCUUAGGAAUGGAGAAGGAUGGAUAAAUCUUCAGGUCAGAGUGAUAUCAAGGGGGAAUUAUCCACCAGGGCCUGUCUCGAGCUCUUCCUUAUUCCCAGAACUGUCUUAAGGCACUUGAUUUGUGUUACCUCCUUUCAUCCUCCCUACUACCCAGAGAACCAUACAGAAGAUGAAAUUGAGGUUAAGUAAUUUUUCUGGAACUCACAGAGCUGGUAAGUGACCAAGUCAGGACUUGAUCCCAGGUCUGCUUGGAUCAGAACAGGAGCCCCUAACCGUGGUGGCUGAACAACUCUGAAAGGGCCCUCUCCCCUCACUGUGAUCGAGUUGAGGGACUUCCUGCCCUCACCAGCCUCGGAAGCCAAAACUUCAUUCGUCCCAGGAGCCGUGCCCACGCCCACGACUAAUUGUCAUGAUGAUGCGCUGAAAUCCAGUUAGUGGCCAGAUUCUGGCUUGCUGAUCGACAAGGAGAUUCAUAACUCCUGGGUCCCUUUUCUCUCUUUACUCCCCAACUUUGGGAGAUGGGUGUCAGGGAUUUGGCUCUUGGGAGACAGACAAAUAUGGCCUGGUGUUCUAGGAAUGGGACAGUUUGGGUGGGGGACGGGAGAGAGGUCUGGGUUUGAGACCUGCUCUGGGGAGCAUCACUCAAGGUACAUUCUGGAACCAUAAAACCCCAGGAUAGAGCAGCCAGUGCCUCAUCCAUGCAGAAUGUUGGUGGCUUUGGGGGAAAUUCUGAAAAAUGCCACUUGCCAAUGGGAAUUAUAGUGGGGACCAGAUCUGGGACUAGAGCUGUGCUUACGUGGAAGGGUGGACAGUUAGACUGCUUACCGACACCCACCCAGGGCUGACCCUUCUGAAUAGGCGGGGGCAGUACCCCAGUGCCCCAAGAUCCCAUCAUUAGUGAUUAUUCCUUUUGGCAAAAGAGGCAUGAAGGGCAUUGGGACAGUAUAUUCAAGAGAAAUCUCUACAUCUCCAGUGCUGUCAGGAUUGGCCUUUCCCACUCCAGCAAGCCAGGUCCCCAAUCCCAGGAGAGAUUGUCUCCUGCUCAGUGCUCUCAAACCUUCCUCAGCCACCUAUCAUUUAGGUUCCCCAGAAAUCCCAGCCAAGGGGCUCAGACUGGUCUGAUAGGGAAGCGGGAGUCAUUCUGGUCAUGUCACUCAGGCCUCUGUCAUGAGAACAAAGUAGAGAUAAGGAUUUCCCGUGGGAUGGAGUGGGGAGACAGUGGCUUUUAAUGGUAGCAAUUUUCUGGGGCAGGGGGUCAGCCCUCUGCCCAAAUCAACUCUUCCUGGAGGAGAAAUCUAUUCCCUUUUAAUAAUUUUAUUGUAAUGCAGGAAACAAAAUAAAGGCAAGUUUACUUUUCUGAUUCUGAACUGAGGACACCACACUGGAUUUUUUUUUUUUUUUUCUACCUGAGUUGUGGUCCAGAAACAAAAUCUGAUGGACUAAGAAAAGGUUGGGAGGGCAAGCACGGACCCUGCGAUUCCUCCUCGGAGACAACCCCUUCUCCAGGCAGCUCUCAGAAGCUUCCAGAAUCCACAGGCUCUCCUGAGAGUGGACAGAAAGGAGAGGAGAGGGUUGGCAAUGGAUGCUCCUAGAUCUCUUGUGAUGACCAGGCUAAUUACUUUUGCCAAAUUGCUCUGUGGUUUGCCCUGACUGGUUUGGAAUGUGAAAUUCACAUCAAGCAAUUCUGGAAGUGGGCUGGGUUCUGUCAGAUGCAUCAACAUCUUCCUGUGGCUGUGAAUGUCGUUAGGUCCCAUGCUGACACCUGAGCCCCUGUCACUGCCACCCAAUGGGGCAAAGAAGCAAAAACAAAUUUCUUGUGUGUUUUAACAAAAGUUUAUAAAGCAAAA
Messenger RNA from Pteropus alecto (black flying fox), 4590 nucleotides. RefSeq names its product hepatocyte nuclear factor 4 alpha (gene HNF4A). Bases 133 to 1557 code for a protein of 474 amino acids. Lineage: Eukaryota; Metazoa; Chordata; Mammalia; Chiroptera; Pteropodidae. Gene Ontology annotation, molecular function: RNA polymerase II cis-regulatory region sequence-specific DNA binding; nuclear steroid receptor activity; nuclear receptor activity. Gene Ontology annotation, cellular component: nucleus. Gene Ontology annotation, biological process: cell differentiation; anatomical structure development; positive regulation of transcription by RNA polymerase II. The transcript is spliced from 10 exons. The record is from RefSeq and is a predicted model, not a curated record.